UGUUCAUCUAGAAAUGUGCACGUAAUGUACCAAUAAAUGCUCCCAAAAUACAAUAAAUACAAUGCUACUUCAAAACCACUACUAGCUUCCUCGUGUAAUAACACAUCAACUGCUCCUAAAAAUUGUAGUUACCAACAACACCUCAAAACUCAUUCAGCAAAUCCUCACAAUUACAAUUACUCCAAUUUGUUCUUCAAUUGCUUUUCACUCUCUCACCAUGUCUUCCAUAGAGAUGGUUUCUGCUAGUGCCAUCAAGCUUCCUUACCAAAUUCUAAGGCAUGAGCCAUGCUCUGAUGAUGAAAGAGAUCAAAGGGUGAUCCUUAGGCCGAAGAAGUGGUGUAGGCCUAGAGGGGUGCCAUUGAGGAGAAGGUUUAGGGUGAAAGUGCCUAGCUGGAGAAGAGUGUGGAUGAUAAAAAAAGUUAUGCUUGUGUGUGCUAAGGUGAAGAGAAGGUUCAAGGAGGGACAGGGUCAUUUUGGUGAUCUCUUUGCUGGGAACUAUGUGUUCACUCAAAUCAAUCCUACAUCUCUCAAGUAUCUUGAAAACAAGUUGGCUCGAGCAAAAAUUGCUUGAUGUUUGUAUUUAUAGUCUUGAUUGGGGAUGAACUCAUUCAAUGAUGGGUUCUGAUUCCAGCUAAGUCUUGUUUUCUCUUUGUUUUUCUUAAUGUUCUUUGCUUUCUUUUGAUUUAUAUAGAAAUGCAAGAUGUUUCUUGUUGCUCCCUUAG
Molecule: messenger RNA, 722 nt
Organism: Glycine soja
Lineage: Eukaryota; Viridiplantae; Streptophyta; Magnoliopsida; Fabales; Fabaceae
Exons: 1
Coding region: 218-571 (117 amino acids)
Source: RefSeq, a predicted model, not a curated record